Camellia sinensis is the source of this 1349-nucleotide messenger RNA. Lineage: Eukaryota; Viridiplantae; Streptophyta; Magnoliopsida; Ericales; Theaceae. The record is from RefSeq and is a predicted model, not a curated record.
UCUUUAAAUGGCUAUCUACCACCACAAUUUGGGAGUAUGAAGGUUGCAACACUCAUAGAUUUUUCCAUGAAUCAAUUUACAAGAAAAAUCCCAAGUACAAUUACAGGUUUGCAAAACUUGGUUAAGCUUUCAUUGGCGCACAAUAAAUUACAAGGACCUAUACCUGACUCAUUUGGCAGCAUGGUGAGCUUGGAAUUCUUAGAUCUAUCCUAUAAUGACCUCUCUGAUGUAAUCCCCAAGUCCUUAGAGACAUUGUCUCAUCUUUCAUAUUUCAACGUUUCUUUCAAUAGGUUAAGCGGACAAAUUCCAAAUGGGGGACCUUUUGCAAACUUUACAAUCCAAUCUUUCAUGUCGAAUGAAGCAUUAUGCAGUGCACCAAAGUUUCAAGUCCCAACAUGCCAUACUAGUUCCCUUCAUCAUUUGACCAGAAGAUUGACUCUAGCUUUAUAUAUUUGUUUACCUAUUGCAUUCAUAAUACUUGCUACGACCUUUGUGCUCUUGUUCAUAAAAUGUCGAAGAGGAAAUAAAACUCCAACCAAUGUUGAUCUCUUACCAACAAUAACACCUCCAAGAAUCACAUACCAGCAGCUUUUCCGAGCAACUAACGGGUUUAGUGAGAGCAACUUACUUGGAACGGGAAGUUUUGGUUUAGUCUACAAAGCUAUCCUUGAAGAUGCCACAAUUGUGGCCGUAAAGGUAUUCAACUUGCAAGCAGAAAGUGCAUUCAAGAGUUUUGACAUAGAAUGUGAGACAAUGCGAUGAAUUCGUCAUUGCAAUCUUACUAAGGUCAUUAGCAACUGCUCAAACCUUGAUUUCAAAGCUGUAAUAGUUGAGUAUAUGCCUAAUGGGAGUCUUGAAAAGUGGUUGUAUUCUUACAACUAUUUCUUAGAUAUGUUGCAGAGAUUAGACAUAAUGAUAGAUGUUGCCUGUGCGUUCGAGUAUCUUCACCAUGAUUAUUCAAUGCCUUUGGUUCACUGCGAUUUGAAACCCAGCAACAUCCUACUAGAUGAUGACAUGGUUGCGCACGUGAGCGAUUUUGGCAUUGCAAAGUUUUUAGAUCUGGGGGAGAUUGUCACACAUACAAAGAUCAUAGCAACAUUUGGCUAUAUUGCACCAGGUGACUUCCAUUUUUUAAUUUAUAUUUUUGCAUUUUUUUUUUCUAUAUAUGUUUCCAAUUUAUACACACAAACAUGCACUUUUCAUAUUAUAACACAAAAACUUUUAAAUAUAAUUCCCAUAGAAAUGUUUAUGAUUUUGUUGAUAACAGGUUGAUUCUUUAAAGGGUAAACCACACUGAUCUCCAUUGAAUAAUAAGAAAAAUAAAUUUUGCAGUUUUAACAUAAUUAUAU